AUGCUGGAGAAUAUUAUUCGUGUCCGUGAUGUCUAUCAGGAAUGGUGCUUUGAACACAGUUUAUCUCGGGAUCAUCUUGGUUUAUUGGUGGAGUUUGAUGAGCAUAUCUCUGAUGUUAAGAGGGAUAUUCAGCGGGUUGAAGUGUUGAAAGAGAGACUGCAGUCUACUAUUCGGCUGUUAACCGAUCUACUAUCCUACGAAGAAGCAUGCAUGUUGAAGAGUUUGGCGUUGGAGUCCCACAACGAAGGAAUAGUGACAUCUCAACUGGCAUUUCAAAGCACCAAAGAUGCGGCCGCGGUCAAAGUGUUGACUAUCAUUAGCCUGAUCUACCUUCCCACCACGAUAGUGGCUAAUUUCUUCUCAACAGAAUUUGUCAAGGCCAACAAUGGAAAAAUGGAAAUUUCCCCUCAAUCAUGGGUUCUCCCCGCAGUCGCACUGCCCCUUACCAGCCUCACUCUUUGUCUGUGGUGGUUGUGUGUGCGAUUCUCACCGCCAGUUCACACUGGCGAUAAGGGGUUACUCAGUCUACGCAGGAGAGUGCGGGAUAUCGCCGCAGGAAAAGACUCUUCCGAUCUAGAAGAGGGACUGCAGCAAAAGGAAAGAGAAUACAAAACCCCUCCGCGGCGACAGACGAUGGAGGUAGCAGGGGUUGGGUCCAAACCGCAGGCUAAGAUGGACUAG
Molecule: messenger RNA, 681 nt
Organism: Aspergillus chevalieri
Lineage: Eukaryota; Fungi; Ascomycota; Eurotiomycetes; Eurotiales; Aspergillaceae
Exons: 4
Coding region: 1-681 (226 amino acids)
Source: RefSeq, a predicted model, not a curated record